AUGAACCAAGCCAACACCCAGUCGCGCAUCCAGUUCAUCGACAACUCUCUGAAGGCACUUCACAACUUGCAGACUUCUCGAACGCUGGUCUCGCACCGAAAGAGAUUCAGACCCUUCAUGUCUCUUCUCGACAUUAUUGGCGUAGAUGCAGCACAGCGGUCUUUUUGUAUUGCAUUUGCAUUCCUAAGCGGCGAGACAGAGCAAGACUACACUUGGGCCCUUGAGCAGUUAAAGUCACUGUACAAGCAAUGCAAUACUACUCUCCCAUCUGUAAUUCUUACAGACCGCUGCCUUGCAGCCAUGAAUGCAGCUUCAGCGCUCUUCCCUUCUGCUGCAACGCUCAUCUGCAUCUGGCAUGCGAACAAGGCAGUCCUUGCCCGAUGCCAACCAGCAUUCCCGGAGGCUGAGAAGUGGAAAGAAUUCUACGACUCUUGGCAUUCGAUCAUUAGUUCGCCAACAGAAGAGGAGUAUGCCAACCGACUUGCACAAUUUCAACAGAAAUACGCUCUUGAACACCCCAACGAGGUCGGGUAUAUCAAGACCACGUGGCUAAUCCCAUUCAAGGAGAAGCUUGUACGCGCUUGGGUUGACCAGUUAACUCAUUUCGGCAAUACAGCUACCUCACGAGUAGAAGGGAUCCACGCCCUCCUUAAGUCAUACUUGAGGAGAUCGACAUUCAACCUCUUCGAGGCUUAG
Molecule: messenger RNA, 696 nt
Organism: Chaetomium globosum CBS 148.51
Lineage: Eukaryota; Fungi; Ascomycota; Sordariomycetes; Sordariales; Chaetomiaceae
Exons: 2
Coding region: 1-696 (231 amino acids)
Biological process (GO): regulation of DNA-templated transcription
Source: RefSeq, a predicted model, not a curated record